ACCUCAGACUUCAGUAUAUUUUGGUUUUACAUUAUCCUGUGCCUAACCAUUGAAAUUAUAUGACAGUUCACUAUAAAAUAGUAGUACAGUUUUUCUGUCAGACAGAACCAAGUACUCCAUUAUUUUAUUUUCGUACUUUUAGUAUCAUAAUUAGUCAAGUAUGCCGAGGGACCUACAUUUUGUAUUAGCCAUCUCCAUCAUAAGCACUAGACAUGAGGUUUACGAACAUCUAUAUUAGUCAUAUUAUUAUAGUACCUUUAACAUGUAUGACAUUCAAAUUCCUAACUAAUAGGUCUUUGCAAUAAGCAAAUGAAAAUUGCAACUUGUGUACUUUUUUCAUGAGCAUGAUUUUUCUCAAUAGGCUCUGAAAUUACUCCAAACUGGCAUACUUUGUAUCUAAAUUGCUGUUUAACAAGUUUAUUAUGGGUGAUCUUGUUCUUCUUCGUCUUCUUUUUCUUCAUCUUCCCCGGGGUUCUCUUGGAUUUACCAUGCAACUUGAACUGUAAUUUUAUGAGAAUAAUCCAGGGCACUUCAGAGCAUAAACAGUUUUGCAAAAAAUGAGUGAUGAAAAGUUUAAUGAGACAAUCCUUACUGAGAAAUUGUCUAAACUCAAUAGUUCUCAGCAAAGCAUCGAGUCUUUGUCCCGGUGGUGCAUUUCUCAUCGUAAAAAGGCUAAGCAAGUUGUUGAAACAUGGGAGAAAUUGUUCAAAGCAGCACCAAACGAGCAACGCGUUUCCUUUUUAUACUUGUCCAAUGACAUCCUGCAAAAUAGCAGGCGUAAGGGCAGUGAAUUUGUCAAUGAAUUCUGGAAGGUUCUUCCAACAGCUCUAAAGAUAGUAUAUGAAAGUAGCAAUGAAAAUUGCAGAAAAGUUGCCUUCAGACUGGGUGGGGUUUGGGUUGACUCUUUAUAUCAGGUUGACAUCUGGGAAGAAAGAAAGGUUUUUGGAUCUAGGGGGCAAAAUCUGAAAAAUGAAUUGUUGGGGAAGAAUCCUUCUCCAGUCAGCAAUGGGAAGAUCGUAGUUCCUAAUCCUAUUAAGGUGGUGAAGAGAGAUGCUACAUCUCUCAGAAUCAAAUUAGCUGUUGGAGGUUUGCCAGAAAAGAUUUUGACUGCUUUGCAGUUGGUACAUGAUGAAGCUGUCAAUGAAGAAGAAGCCUUAGGAAAAUUUCAAAAAGCAAUUUCUUCUGUUCAAGAAAUCGAGAAAGAUGUUCUAUAUGCUACUUCUCAAGGAAAUCUCAAUGGUUCUGAUGUUGAUAAUAUAGAGACACAGGAGAAUGUUAUUAAACAAUGCAUUAACGAACUUGAAAAGUCUGAAGCAGUUAGAGUCGACCUUGUUUCUCAGCUUAGAGAAGCACUUCAGGAUCAAGAAACAAAGCUGGAGCAGCUUCGAAGUGUGAUAUCUGCUGGUCGUAGUCAGAUUGAGCAAGCAACUAAUAUCAGACUCAAGCUAACAUCAAAAUCCUCUGUGCCACUGCUGGUGAACCAAGUAGUGAUCGAACCGCCUUUUCCCAGUGCAAUUCCAGCAACCAACAUUACUGUGCCUCCUACCAAUCCAUUGACUUCAUUUGCGAACCCUACCACGGAAGAGAGCAAGAAGGCUGCAGCUGCUGCAGUUGCUGCAAAACUCACCGCCUCAACAUCUUCUGCCCAGAUGCUCACAUCUAUUCUUUCAUCUCUCGUAGCAGAAGAGGCUGCAUCGAUGAGCAGUGGUUUGAAACGGCAGAAGCUUGAGCCACCGAUGUCAUUUUCUGAUGGGAAGAACCCCGAAGGAACGAAUUCAACCUUGUUUCCGACUUCGCAGCAGGCAAUGACCAGUAUGCCACCUGUUCAGUCCAGCACUGUGCAGACUGUUUCUCAGGUGAACCAACUGCAGGCCCAGCAGUUUCAUCCGCCUCCUCUGCCACCGCCACCACCACCACCACUUGCACCUCCAGGUAAUUCCCCUUCAAAUCAAAUGGUCCAGUCUAAUAUGAUGGGGCUGACCUAUGGUUAUGGUGCAAACAACCUACUCCCUCCACCACUCUCAAAUGCACCAACAGGGUUUGCUAGGCCGAACCCUCCGCCUCAGCAAACACAACAGCAGCCACAAUCACAGCAACUGCAGCAGCUGCAGCAACCAGCUAGUGGUGGAUACUACAGGCCUGUUGGUAUCGGAUUUUAUGGGCAAAGCCACCAGCCACCAACGCCUCCCAUACAUCGACAGUGAGAUUUUAUUGGUAAACGGUAGACCUUGUGUUAUUUUUGUACAUUAAUAGGCCAGUAAACCAUGGCUAAGGACCACAUUAAUAGCUAUGUUAGUGUACUAUCCUUCGGUCUGUGCCCUACCGUGUUAUUGAGUUCUCUAUGCGGCGGCAUGUGGCGUGGUACAUGUAGCUCAUGUAAAACUAAAUGUAGAAUUUAUUAGUAAUUUAAUCAUAGAUGAACUAAAAGUACAAGACUCUUCAGUUUUCA
Salvia hispanica is the source of this 2449-nucleotide messenger RNA. Lineage: Eukaryota; Viridiplantae; Streptophyta; Magnoliopsida; Lamiales; Lamiaceae. The record is from RefSeq and is a predicted model, not a curated record.